Vicia villosa (hairy vetch) is the source of this 1443-nucleotide messenger RNA. RefSeq names its product soyasaponin III rhamnosyltransferase-like. The record is from RefSeq and is a predicted model, not a curated record. The transcript has 2 exons. Gene Ontology annotation, molecular function: UDP-glycosyltransferase activity. Bases 1 to 1443 code for a protein of 480 amino acids. NCBI's taxonomy places the organism in Eukaryota, Viridiplantae, Streptophyta, Magnoliopsida, Fabales, Fabaceae.
AUGGGUUCAAACGACAACAACGUUGUUGAAAACAAACCUCUUCACAUUGUCAUGCUUCCAUGGCUAGCUAUGGGACACAUACUCCCUUACUUCGAACUCGCCAAAAUUCUUGCUUCAAACGGUCACACUAUCACCUUCAUCAACUCUCCCAAAAACAUUGAUCUAAUCCCAAAACCUCCCAAAACCAGUCAACCAUUCAUCAACUUAAUCAAACUACCAUUACCAUGCAUACAACACCUCCCACCAGGUGCAGAAAACACCAUGGACAUUCCAUCCAACAUGAGCCGUUACCUUCAACUCGCUUACCAAGGCCUAGAAAACGAUGUCACCGAGGUUCUCAAAACCUCGAAACCCGAUUGGGUUUUCUACGAUUUCUCUUCUUGUUGGUUAGCACCAAUAGCGAAAUCGCUUAACAUUGCUUCUGCUCAUUACAACCUUACACCAGCUUGGAGCAAGUGUUUCUUUGAUCCACCUAAGGAUCAAAUAAGGCCUGACUACAAACUCGUAGAUAUGUGCUGUCCUCCGAAAUGGGUUCCGUUUCAAACAACUAUCCAUCUUAAACGUUAUGAGAUUAUUAGGGCUUACAAAGCUUUAAGAGAUGAAUCGGGUGCAAUGCCUAGUUUUGAUCUUAAGAAAGCUUAUUCGAGUUGCGAUCUUUUUCUUCUUCGAACUUCGAGAGAGCUUGAAGGUGAAUGGUUGGAUUAUAUCUCUGGUCAGUAUAAGGUUCCUGUUGUUCCUGUUGGGUUGCUUCCGCCGUCUAUGCAGAUAAGAGACGCUGAAGAGGAAGAGAGUAAUCCCGAAUGGGUGAAAAUUAAAGAAUGGUUGGAUUCAAGAGAGUUAUCUUCGGUUGUUUAUAUCGGAUUCGGGAGUGAGUUAAAGUUGAGUCAACAGGAUUUAACUGAAUUAGCUCAUGGAAUUGAGCUUUCGGGUUUACCUUUCUUUUGGGCUUUGAAGACUCAGAAAGAAGGUAAUCUUGAGUUACCGGAAGGAUUUGAGGAUCGAACGAAGGAGCGAGGGAUCGUUUGGAAAACAUGGGCGCCUCUGUUAGGGACCAAAUAUCCUCAGGUUAAGAUUUUAGCUCAUGGAGCUAUUGAUGGAUGUAUGAGUCAUUGUGGUUGUAGUUCUGUUAUUGAGAUGAUUCAUUAUGGACAUGUUCUUGUCACACUGCCUUAUUUGCUUGAUCAGUGUUUGUUUUCGAGGGCUUUAGAGGAAAAGGAAGUGGCUAUGGCGGUACCGAGGAGUGAGGAAGAUGGUUCCUUUACUAGGGAAGCUGUGGCUCAUACAUUGAGGUUGGCUAUUGUGGAUGAGGAAGGAAGUGGUUUGAGGAACAAUGCUAAAGAGAUGGGGAAGAUUUUCAGUUCUAAAGAUCUUCAUGAUCAAUAUAUUGAUGAUCUCAUUGCUGCUCUUUAUAAGUAUAGAGUUGCUUCCAAUACCAAAGACUAA